AAAAGUUGGAUUCUGAAAGUAAUCAUAUCGUCGUCGUCGUCGUUGUCUUGUACAAGUGGAGCUAAGAGCGAGAGAGAGAGAUGGAGAAAGUGGUUGAUCUCUUCGGAGUCGGAAUAGCUAAUUCCGAGAAGCUACUCGGAGGAUUCAACGAUCUCAGCGAGAUCCAACAGGGAUUGUUCAUAGGUUCAGUAGCUGAGGCGACUAACAGCGAUUUGCUCAAAAGCUCCAACGUCACUCAUGUCUUGACCGUAGCUGUGGCCUUGGUUCCUCCUUAUCCUAAUGAUUUUGUUUAUAAAGUCAUCGAAGUGUGUGUAUGUGUAGUCGUUGAUAGAGAGGAGACCGAUUUGACUGUAUAUUUCGAUGAGUGUUUUAGCUUCAUCGACCAAGCUAUUCAAUCUGGAGGUGGUGUUUUGGUUCAUUGCUUCAUGGGAAUGUCUAGAAGUGUGACUAUAGUGGUGGCUUAUCUGAUGAAAAAGUAUGGCAUGAGCUUCUCUAAAGCUAUGGAACUAGUAAAGAGCCGACGUCCUCAGGCACUUCCUAAUUCCGGUUUCAUUUCGCAGCUGCAGAAAUUUGAGAAAUCCAUUCAAGUAAAUGGUGAGGCUUCAGCUGAUAAGAAGAUAGUGUCCUGAUGAACUCUCGAGAAGUUCCGGACAAGUCUCAUGAUCUCCAUGAUUGACCAAAAAAAACUUGAUUGGUUUCGUGCUGUGUAAGGAUUGUUUUCUUGUGAACUAUAUUGAUGGUGAGCACUUUGCCAUGUCCAUUAACCCGAUUGAAAUAAAUGAAAACGCAGAAUUUACAUU
This is a messenger RNA of Camelina sativa (false flax), 800 nucleotides long. RefSeq names its product dual specificity protein phosphatase 1B. NCBI's taxonomy places the organism in Eukaryota, Viridiplantae, Streptophyta, Magnoliopsida, Brassicales, Brassicaceae. The record is from RefSeq and is a predicted model, not a curated record. Gene Ontology annotation, cellular component: cytoplasm. Gene Ontology annotation, biological process: negative regulation of MAPK cascade; peptidyl-tyrosine dephosphorylation. Gene Ontology annotation, molecular function: protein tyrosine/threonine phosphatase activity; MAP kinase tyrosine phosphatase activity; MAP kinase tyrosine/serine/threonine phosphatase activity.